This is a messenger RNA of Schistosoma spindalis, 3737 nucleotides long. The record is from the annotation of a GenBank genome assembly. Lineage: Eukaryota; Metazoa; Platyhelminthes; Trematoda; Strigeidida; Schistosomatidae.
UAAGAAUUAACUUUAUUAGUCAUUCGUUGAUAAUAUUGUCCAAAAAUUAGGACUGUGGUAUCAUUUACACAUGUGGGAUACUAUAGUGCUAUUUAUGAGUAGCAUGACAUUCAUCAACUAAUCCAAUAGGUUUCUCUGUGAUAGGCUGGUCGAUGUUCUUACCAUGUAAUUUUAUUUCAAUCAAGACUCAUAAUUAUAAGUCAAUACUUCUCAACCUCAAAUUCUAACCACUCAUAAACACCACAUUACUUUAUAUCUCUUACUAAGUAAGAAGAAAUCAUAAUAGCGGGUGAUUAUCGUUGCGUUUUUUGAAGCUGUCUGGCUACUGUAUUUCACAUGAGGCAGUUCAGUGUUUAACACCAAUCUAUUGUCGACUGAUACAUGUCUGGUUGACAUUUAUUUAUUUUAACACAUAUUGGUACAAGGAGACACCAAAUACAUAUGCGCCACACGAAUCUCAAUUGAUUUGUGUGAGGGCUGUGAAACUGUUCGGAUGCCCGAACCGAAGCAUUCCGUGUACAUAAACCUGCAUUUAGUUAAUAAGUUAUAUAUCACUGUGCCAAUUCGUUAUCGGACUAAACUUUGCCAAGAGUCCGUGAAGAUAAUUCGUCCCUUCUUACCCAAACAUUAGUUUUUUCAAGUCUAUAAUAGGUUUAAAUACAUAGAAAUUCACGGUCUGGAUUUUGUUCAUAAACAUGUCAAUCACUUGUGCUUUCCUAUUAAGACUAAAGGGAGAGAAACAAUUUCAUAUGGGUUAACAAAGUACAUUCUGGUUCUUAUUAUAGCGGAUUAUUGAUCCAAGGUACUACAAUAUUUUACACAGUGUACCCGUCGGAAUAGAAGCUACAGAAUUCCUACAGUCCAACGUUGAUGAUCUUGCUUGUUGGUUUUAUGAUCGUUAUGGUAAUUCAACAAAUACAAUGCAACGUCAGUCGUCAUGCUGUCAUAUGGUUCGUUUAAACGGUCUCAUCAAAUCUGUAAGCAUGGAGCAUUUAAGAUGCUUAAAGCAAACUUCUGUAGGUUAUUCACAGCAAACGAACGGUCUGAAAAAUUCAUUUAUAUCUUGUGAUCGGUUAAACACAACACCAUUUACAAACACAAACAUUCCAGUUGGGUCACGUUCAUCUGGAGAUGGUCAAACAGAUGAUGAAGAGGAAUUAAGCCGAGUUAAUUACCGAAUCACUCCUGACAUUCAGUCAAAAAUCAAUUCAAAUUCUUCAAAUGAAGUAAAAGUUUUCCUAGGUUCUCAGUCCAAUUUACAUUCACCAUCAAAUUCUUUUACACACGAUCAAAUUAAUACUAAACAUCUACUUCUUCCAGGUCGUUCCGCUUUUGAAAAACAUUUAGUUCGAGAAGUAGCGUACUUUGAAAUAUGUGAAUUUUUAAUUGGACAAAUAGAAGAAAUUUAUGAUAUGGAAAAUUGCGAGUUUUUGAAUUCUGUGUAUGGCGAAAAAAAUAAGGACAAAUCUUUACAAAUUCCUACUGACUUUCAGGUUCACAAAUCGAAUACUUUACCUUCAAGUCUACUCUCGUCACAUAUGACUUUGGUGGAUGUUACUGACCAAAAUUUACGUAGUCCAUUAAUCAAUUCAACAUUGCAUAGUCAAUCUAGAGAAACAGAUUACUGCGAGCAUUGUGUAGAUAGCGCGACUGGACUUGCAGUUUCACUAGUCAAUGCGUGUAUACAAAAAACUGCUCAAAACGAAAAACAAGAAAUGAUUUUGUUUAAAUUUUUAAAAUUACAAGAACUACUUCUCAAGACUAGUGAUAUUAACUGGGUUCGUUUAAAUCAGCAGUUUAUUGAAUCUCCGAGACCAACGAGGUUUAAUUAUGAUACUAAAUUUCAAAACUUUCCCGAAAAUAAUCGGCUAUCAAGUACAUCUAGUAAUUCAAUACAACUCAAUUCUCAGGGAAGGUGGAACACAUUUCAUCAUUUGACUUCAUUAUCGCAGUCAAGUAAUUCACAAAGAGCUAUGAAAUCAAUCUCACAAUCUGAUUAUUCCCCUUCAGUGUUAACCUCAUCUAGUUCAUUUGUUAAUCAUUCAACAACGCUUUCAAAACCUACUAUAAAUAAAUUAAGUAAUAAUUCAACUAUUAUCAUAGAUACAGUUUUGAAGAAUGAUAGUAGUAAUAAUAAGGAUAAUCAUGCUAACAAAAGGUCGUUAAUUUCUUUAAAUAAAGAUUUUCAAUUAUCGGAUAAAAUUAGAUCCGAUAAUCAAGACUAUUCUACAUCAUCAUUUUCACUGUCAUCAGCGUUUGGCUGUACACCUUUACCAUAUGGAUUGUUGAUCAAUCCACCUAUCCAAAAAUCUAAACGUAAAGGAGUUCUUGUUAGUCAAAAUAACCGAUGUGCCGGCUGCGGUGCCUUCAUUGAAACUCGAUAUCUUAAAAGAAUGCGUUUUUGUGAAUUUUUUGGUCGUUACUUUUGUUGUGUUUGUCAUUCGAAUACACUUAUGACUCUUCCUGGUAAUUUAGUGACCUGUUGGGAUUUUCGUAUGUUAUCAGUCAGUAAUUUUGCACGUGAUCGACUUCGUCAGUUGCACAAUCAACCUUUAUUAAGAACAAUCGAUUUUAACAAACAAGUUUUAAACCGUCAGUCUAAUCUUUUGAAUUGUUUGACUUUACGUAAACAAGGGAAUUUGAUGCUACCAUUUAUUCAACGGUGUCAAACAGCUCAACAAUUAGUCGAUUUUACUUCUAUACCAAGUCAUUGGUUCGAAACACCAAAUUUAUGGAGUAUGGCUGAUUUACAUUCUGUACAUGAUGGAAAGUUAUCAAUAACUUUACGUGCAUUACUCUUACCAAUAGUAGAGCAUAUAUCAAUAUGUAAACGAUGUUUAGCUUGUGGCUUUAUUUGUGAAAUAUGUAAAUCUGGUCAAAUUCUUUUUCCAUUCGGUCAAGUAAAUACCACAAUAUGUUCCGGUUGUUCAGCUUGUUUUCAUCGUGCAUGUUUAAAUUCCCCGAAUCCGGAAACAUGUCCAAGGUGUAUUAGACGUGCAGUUAAACGGGAACAAUUAAUUUGAAAAGACGUUAUUAGUUUUAUUGGUUUACUUUUUGUAAUAUGUCUACCCUCUUGUACCCCCUCCACACAUGUACAUCACUGACAACCUCAAUAUUUCACUCCAUUUUAUCAUCGCAAUAUCAAAACAGAAUAAUGAUCAAUCCCUGCGUUUAUUUUGUUAAUUGCAGCUAAUUAUUUUUCAUUACUGUAAAGUUGACAUGAAACUUGCCAUAAAAAUCAGUAUUUUAUUUUCGACGACACACUAUUCAUUUGAACAAUAAACUUUUAUUCUACGACUAAUAUUUUUAGUUAUCAAAUUUUUGUUAAUCUUUCUCUUUAUUUUCUCAACUCAGAAGUUUAUUAUUAUUAUUAUUAUUAUUAUUAUUAUUAUUAUUAUUACAAUUUUUCUACUGCAGUUUAUUACGAUACGUAAUGAAAACAGUUAAUCGCUAUUUAUUAAUUGAUUGAAACAUCGAAAAAAUGGAUGAUGACUAAGUUGGUUUUUCUCCUACUUUCAUGUCUUUCUAAUCUUUUUAUAACUUACUUCACACACGUAAUAUGGUAUACUCGAUUGUCCUUAAAAAAACUGUGCAAACUAGAUAUUAUCGACCUUCUUGAAUAUAAUCCAAGUCUGUGUUGUUUUAUCUCUAUAUGAUUGGUGAUGAACUGAAACAUUAUUUGUAAGAUGUUAAUUUCAUGAAUUUUGUGUGGGAAUAAUAUAAUUAAUUUGCCCACU